This is a messenger RNA of Drosophila subpulchrella, 1178 nucleotides long. Its product is annotated as sepiapterin reductase. NCBI's taxonomy places the organism in Eukaryota, Metazoa, Arthropoda, Insecta, Diptera, Drosophilidae. The record is from RefSeq and is a predicted model, not a curated record. Gene Ontology annotation, molecular function: sepiapterin reductase (NADP+) activity. The transcript has a single exon. The coding region runs from base 225 to 1043 and encodes 272 amino acids. Gene Ontology annotation, biological process: tetrahydrobiopterin biosynthetic process.
UCAGAGCGUUUCUAUAUACGGAAUCGGAAGCUAAGUGGCUGAGCCGAGUAUAUACAUAUACUUGGCUAAUCGGAAUAUCGCUUAUCAGUCGAAACAGAGUCCAGCUGGCAGAGCCCUUUGAAAUUUGGGCAACAGUACAGUCGUACGCCUCCCAGUGAUCGCAAGUGGAAAGUUCUUCAGUCGCGUUAUACCCAAGUGUCCCGAAAAUCCUUACACCAGAAAUAAUGGCAAAGAGAAUGGACUUAAACAGGCGCACCUUUUUGGUGCUGAGCGGCAGCUCGAAUCCUUUGGGUCAGUCCCUGGCCCUGGAGUUUUGCCGUCGCCUGGCCCCCGGAUCCUUGGCUCUGAUCUUGGAUGAAGAUCAGGAGCAGCUUCGGGAAUUGGAGAAUCACCUACAGGGCGAGCUGAAAACGAAAAACGUUCAAGUGAUGACUGGGAGGCUGGACAAGAGCCACUCAAAUGGUGUGCAGCUAAUGGAGGAGACUUUGAAGGACCAUUUCGAGGCUCAAAGGGACACCCAGCGAUUUGAGCGAUCCGUAAUCGUACACAACGAAGGACAGGCGGCCACUCAUGUGCUCGUGGAGCCCCAGGGCGUCGAGGAGUGGAAGGACUAUGUCCAGCACCAACUGUAUGCUCCGGUGGCCCUUAACCAGAUGUGGCUGCAAUCGAAGUAUUUGGAGAAGGUGGAAAAGCUGGCGGUGAAUGUCACCUCCUCCCUGCUGGUUCGUCCGUUGGUCUAUUCGGGACUACUCUGCUCCUGCAAGCAGGCCAGGGAUAUGUAUUUCCGCGCCAUGGCCUCCGAGGAGUAUCGUUUCGGGGUCCAAGUCCUCAGCUUUUCCCCUGGACUGAUGGCCACCCACGAAAGCCAGUGCGAUGUGAACGGAAACAGGAUCAAUCCCGUCGAUCUGGUCGCCUCCAAGCAGACGGUCCAGCUGCCCAGGAUCCAGCCGCGCCAGGCCACCCUCAAGCUGAUCAACAUCCUGGAGGAGAUCUCCUUUGUCUCCGGUCACGAUGUCGACUACUACGACACCUUUGUUUUAUGAGUAGCACCGUGGGGGUGGGCUGCGUCCCCGAUGGACUCGGUUCUGAUUUUGGUUGAUGAUUUGAUUGCUGUUUUUGAUUUGACUGCCUUGGAAACUAAUAAAAUCUGGCUUAUGAUCCUGAAUUUAAACCUGAAA